Molecule: messenger RNA, 806 nt
Organism: Hydractinia symbiolongicarpus
Lineage: Eukaryota; Metazoa; Cnidaria; Hydrozoa; Anthoathecata; Hydractiniidae
Exons: 3
Coding region: 59-523 (154 amino acids)
Source: RefSeq, a predicted model, not a curated record
AAAGUGAGCCGGAUAAUAAAAGUUGAGAUAUUGGAGAAGUAUUAACAAUGAAGACAACAUGCUUAUAUGGAACAGAUAUGCUGUCUCUGUAUUACUUGUGGCAGGUUUCAUGGUAAUCGCCAUAUACCAAUAUCGCAACCAAAUAUCAUUGGAAUUUUUGUACAAGUUAGAAGCAGCGAAAGAAGAUGGUAGCUCAUCAGUGGUGAAAGAUAUACGAGGAGCGGAACCGUACGUGACCAUAAAAAUGAAGUGUUUUUACAGAGAUAACAAAAAUUAUGGAGAGAGCUGGGAGAAAAUUAUGGAAAACACCGAAUGCCAUUUACGACUGUUUAAUAAAUGUUUUGAAAAUCGCACGGUUGACGGACGCCAUGAAACACACGUUCUAACGUUCAGCAGAGAAGAGGACAUCGAAAGAUGUGUAUGUACAGAUUUAUCGGGGUGGUGCCAAAAUACGUGUUCACACAUACCAAAAAUAAAGUGUUGCUUGGAUAAAGGAAAAACACCAGUGUUGUGCAGACGUUAAACGUAGAAGCGCAGGUUACAGAUGCAGUAUGUUCAAAAACGAAAGAUGAUAGUGUUCCCCUAACAGAUUAAAAUGGUAGCCGUUUCGCUUUUUCUGACCUUCAACAGCAUGUUACACGUGAAAUCAAAAUCAACUUACGCUUUUAUUUCCGCUUGGUAUUUUUCUUCCUGUUCACGGAUUGUUUUCUCACGAAUUUGUUGCAUAGAAAGCUAAAUGUACAAUGGAUAUUGUUUUUAAAUCUUAAUCACAGCGUUUGUUUUAAGAGAAUAUUUUGUUGUUUGAA